This is a messenger RNA of Triticum aestivum (bread wheat), 546 nucleotides long. RefSeq lists its product as uncharacterized. Gene Ontology annotation, molecular function: magnesium ion binding; dUTP diphosphatase activity. The transcript is spliced from 7 exons. Gene Ontology annotation, biological process: dUMP biosynthetic process; dUTP catabolic process. The record is from RefSeq and is a predicted model, not a curated record. NCBI's taxonomy places the organism in Eukaryota, Viridiplantae, Streptophyta, Magnoliopsida, Poales, Poaceae.
AUGGACGAGGACCGUCACCAUGGCCCGCACAUGGUCGAGCUCGCCGUCGUCUGCUCCGAUGCGGUGCUGGGCCAACAACCUCCGCCUCCAUGGCUCCUAGCUUAAUAAGAAUAAGCAUAAUGGCAGAUGGCUAAAACAUUACCUUCAUCUAACAUUGGCUCUUCUGUUUAUAAUACAAGUUGCAACCUCAGAGUUCUAGAAAAAUUGUCUUUCAUUUAUACUAUAGAUGAUAUAUGUGAACUAUCGAAGUUGACUACCAUGCCCAUGAAGCUAAGGGUGAUCGACGAGGACUACCGCGGCCUAGUGGGCCUUGCGCUAUUCAACCACUCAGAGGCGGACUUCGCCGUGAAGCCCGGCGACUACGUCGCACAGAUGAUCGUCCAGGUGAUCGUGACGCCGAAGGUCGCCGAGGUGGAGGACCUCGACGCCACCGUCCGGGGGAGGGAGGAUUCGGGUCCGCCGGCGUCUGAACUUCGAGCCUUGGUAGAUACAUCUAAAGAAGUGUUGAGAUGGUUCUAUGACCUUUCAGUUGAGAUGGUUCUGUGA